AUGCAUCAAAUGGAGGAGGCACCACCACCUCCACCAGUCAAUCUCAAUAAUAUAUCACCUCUGAUGAAAACCGAAGUCAUUGAACAUCCAGUUCUACCUGUGCCGACACCAGUUUCAGUAACGGAACCAUCGGUGGCGCCGCCAUCUGUUACCACAACACCAGUGGUGACCGUGCCGAUUGCUCCUGCUCAACCGUUGUUAACAAGCACGCCAUCGGCACCGAUAAAAAAGCCAAAACGAGGUUUUCGAUCGUUGCUGAAUAGUAGAAAACCAAUUCGAUCAUCAGCUAAACCAGCAACACUACUCGCACGGCCAUCGAUUAUAAGCACAUCAACAAUAUUGCCGCACGCACAACAACCAAUUCUUCUUGGUAAUCAGAUAGCACCAAUUAUUCCGAAAGCAGCGCCAACAAUUCAAACGAAUACACCACCAGGAUUCACAACGUAUUUAGUGGUGGAUGGCAAUCAAGGCCAACUAGUACAAGUUGCAAAUGAUGGUCCAAAGCCUGUUACAUUUCGAAACCAAACUGGUCAAAUACUCCAAGCAACACCAAUCACGGUUAUACCGUCAGCAAAUCAGCCUGUUGUCUCCACAUUUCCAGUCAACGGCGACUGUUCAUUACUAUCUAAUUCCUCACAAACAAUUACCACUGUCAGGACGAGUUCUUCGAUUGAUAUGCAACAACAAACUACUUUAACGAGCGACACGACAACAUUGACAACACAACAACUAACAGGUAUUAUCCAUCAACCACCGAUUUUACCCACAACAUUUAUCAAUGGGAAUAAUCUCUCUACAUACGAUAACAACUCAUCGUUGGACGAAAUGAAUAAUCGUCAUCGCCGACUAAGCAGUUCAAGUUUAUCGAAAAAGAAACGCGGUCGUCCAAGACUGUAUGAACGAGAUCCAUUUACUAACAAACCAAUUAAGAGCGAUGUAACUUCUCCGAACACUGAAUUAACAAUUCCAACGGUUGCAAAUACCACAUUAUUAGUGCCAGGGCAAACAGCUACAUUUAACACACUACCUACGCAUACAAACGGUUGCAGUUCACUUAUCUUUCCAAAUCAAUCAACUCCAAUCCAGAUGACUGCUCCAUCCUUAUUACAACAACAUCAAUAUACCUAUCCAUCCUUACUCAAUGGAACAUCAUCGGCGACAUCUGUAUUAUCACCAACAACAUUUAAUAAUUACAAAACCAAUUCUACGCCACCAUUAUCAUCAACUACGUAUCCGUAUUCAUCGCAGUCAGUUGCCAAGGAAUAUCAUCCACCAUCAUCUGCGCCUUUGGUAACACCAACUCAAAACUUACAAUCAUCGUCGUCAUCGACAGCAACAAACAACAAUAGUGUAUCCCAUAUUGCUCCAUUGGAAUCUUCACCAAGGAAAUCGUCCAAUAAUGACAUUGCUGUUCACUAUAUCGGUGGUUAUGUUAUACGUGAAAGUAGUCAACCAUUUUUGCCCCUCGAUCAUUCUAACCACAAAGAAAAUCACGAUCAACUUCGAUGUGUUUCAUGUCAAAAGCUAGACAGUUCUCAUCGAUUUUUCGAUCACGAAAAGAGAUAUUGCUCAAAACUAUGCUCAAUGAAGUCAAAUGACAUCAAAGCACCAGUUAUUGCCGAAUCAACACGAAUUUUCGAAAAUGUCAUUCCACAACAAACGAUUGAAGCAGAUAAUGACGACGCCGUAUCUUUACCACCUGAUCAUGGUCUACCAGCUGAUCCAAGCAAAUGGACGGUUGCGCAAGUUGGAGAAUUCGUUGCCCGAUUAACGAAUGAAACCAUACGUGAAGCGUUCUAUGAAAGUGAAAUGGACGGUCAAGCGUUAUUGUUAAUGACUCAAGAUCAUCUACGUGAAACCAUGAAAAUCAAAUUAGGACCAUCGUUGAUCAUCUCAAGUGAAAUAAACAAAUUACGUGAACGUGCCAAAACAUUUUCAUCAUGA
This is a messenger RNA of Adineta ricciae, 1944 nucleotides long. The record is from the annotation of a GenBank genome assembly. Lineage: Eukaryota; Metazoa; Rotifera; Eurotatoria; Adinetida; Adinetidae.